UGUUCGUGAACGAAACUACUUUCACAAACAAACCCUUUCAACACCCCGACAGGCUUUCAGUUUUUGAGAUCAUUGGCAUUGCGGAGUGAGUUGAUUUGGAGUUUCGCAACGACUUUCUUGUAGUGCUACAUAGUCAGAAAGUUUCGACUUCUGCGAACUGUGUGCUCCAUCUGUCUACAGUAAUGGCAUCGUCUUUGUGCCGCCAGGCUGCCAAGUCAUGCGCUCGUCGCAGUGUUCUCAAGUCAUUGCGUGCUGCCCCUGCGGCAGUUCAACAUCGUCAGAUCUCUGAUGACUCACCCUCGUUUGCUCUGAACAUUUUCCGUGGAGAUAUCAACACCAGCGAGGUUUUCCCCUACCCGCAAGUGUUGACUGAGGAGCAAAAUGAAGAGACCAGAAUGUUGGUUGAUCCCACAACCAAGUUCUUCGAGGAAGUCAACGAUGCUGCUCACAAUGACGAGGUGGCCGAGGUGCCGGCUGAUAUCAUGAAGGGCUUGGCCGAGCUCGGUGCUUUUGGCCUGCAGGUUCCCAAUGAGCAUGGUGGCCUUGGUCUGACCAACACUCAGUACGCCAGGUUGACUGAGAUUGUCGGUGCACAUGACUUGGGUGUUGGCAUCCAGAUUGGCGCUCACCAGUCUAUCGGAUUCAAGGGUAUUCUCCUCGUCGGUACUGAGGAGCAGAAGGCAAAGUACCUGCCAAAGCUGGCCUCUGGAGAGUGGGUGGCUGCUUUCUGCCUCACGGAACCAAGCAGCGGCUCGGAUGCCAAUUCGAUUAGAACCCGUGCUGUUCCUAGCGAGGAUGGUAGCCAUUAUAUCCUGAAUGGAAGCAAGAUCUGGAUUAGCAACGGAAGCAUUGCUGAGGUCAUGACCGUUUUUGCCCAGACGCCGGUGCGUGAUGAAAAAACCGGCCAGAUGGUGGACAAGGUGUCUGCGUUCAUUGUGCAGCGAAGCUUUGGUGGUGUGACCAGCGGCGCACCUGAGAAGAAGAUGGGAAUCAAGGCGUCCAACACCUCUGAGGUCUACUACGACAACGUGAAAAUCCCCAAGGAAAAUCUUCUCGGAGAGUAUGGCAAGGGAUUCAAGGUAGCCAUGCAUAUCCUGAACAACGGCCGCUUUGGCAUGGGCGCGGCGCUGACCGGUAGCAUGAAGAAAAUGAUCGCUCAGGCUACUCAGUUUGCCACGGAUCGUACACAGUUCAAGGCAAAGAUCCACACGUUCGGUGCAAUCCAGGAGAAGCUGGCCCGCAUGUCCGCAGCUUGUUAUGCCACAGAGUCUAUCGCCUACAUGCUUAGUUCCAACAUGGACCGUGGUGUUACUGAGUUCCAGGUGGAGGCAGCUAUUGGCAAAGUCUUUGCAUCUGAGUCUGCAUGGAUGGUUGCUGAUGAAGCUAUCCAGAUUCACGGAGGCAUGGGCUUCAUGAAGGAAACCGGAUUGGAGCGUAUUGUCCGUGAUCUGAGAAUCUUCCGAAUCUUUGAGGGCACCAACGAAAUCCUCAGACUUCUCAUUGCUCUGACCGGUUGCCAGUUUGCUGGAGCAUCACUGAAGAAACAGGCGAAGGCAAUGGGCAAGUUGGACAUUGGCGCCAUUGCUGACUUCACCUCCAAGCAAUUGCUAUGGAGCACACCAUCUGGCAGUGCCAUCUCUGAGGCCGUGCAUCCCGAACUCAAGUUUGCUGCUUCUCAGGCCGAGCAGUGCAUUCCUGCCUUUGGUGCGGCCAUUACAUCCUUCCUGCAGGAGCAUGGCAAGUCGGCUGUCGACCAACAGUUUGCUCUGAAGCAUUAUGCCGACUGUGCCAUUGACAUUUACGGCAUGGUUGCAUCUCUGGCUAGGUGUACGCGUGCACUGGAGGCUGGUAUUCCGUCAGCUUCACACGAGAAGGUCAUGGCUGAGUUCAUUGCCACUGAGAACGCUGCUCGAGUCAUGCAGACAUUGAAGAGCAUGAAGUCGAUCGCACAGACCGACAACUACCAGCGCAUGUCGCUAUUGGCCAGUCAGAUGGUGGAGAACGGUGGUUACAUUGCUGAGCACCCACUUGGCUUUUAGGCAUGUGGCGCUAUCGCAUCUGCUGCCGUGGUCUUCUCUCCUUGUGGACAUCGGCGCUAGAAGUGGUUAGAAGUGCCGGAGAGCUCACCGUGCUUUUGCACGCCUGCUAUAUGUACACUGGUGCUGCUGCUGCUGCUGCAUGCUGGUAGAACUAGUGUGAUGCUGUGUUUCGACUGACUGUAUUGUCCUCCUCACAGCGCAUACUGGGUCCAGCGUGUGUGUGUGUGUGUGUGUGUGUGUGUGUGUGUGUGUGUGUGUGUGUGUGUGUGUGUGUGUGUGUGUGCGCGCAGGUAUGCCUACAAAUCAGACCGACAUUCAGCAACGAUUUAGCAACGAAUGGACUAUGCACUUUGUGACUAUAUUCGUCUUCCACGUGUGCAGAAAGUACAUCUUGAAACCGAUCCCAGGGAUUGUGACACUCGUAUUGCACAUGUUUGCAGCAAAGGCAGUGGCAGCUCAGUUCUAAGCCGCGCAUUAUCAGACAUAUUGCACACCCUAGCACCACAACUAGCAUCCGCCGCCUUACAUCUCCGUCCACAUCCUUGUCUUGCCAUAUGCUCUCUGCUUGGGCUUUGGCUGCUCUGGAAAGGUGCGAUUCCUUUGGCAGAGUUGGACAAGACUAGAAGCUGUCCUGUAUGUUCAGUGUCUUUCUGUAUGGCUUGCGUACUUCCCACUACGUGUUUGUUCUACUACCAUUUCCUCUCUUGCAUGUGUAUUGUUCUGUAUAGGACCUCUCCUUGACCCCGUUCUCUUCACCCUAUUCUCUUAGGUACUUUGGGACUGAGUCAGCAGCCAUGCCCUCUAUCAUGAGUCUAUGUACAGUGGCGCAUUGGUGCUGUUUCCAUGGUUUCUAUCCUCUACCCAGUUCUCUCCUAGUCUUUCUCUACAGUUCUACUGAACACCCCCAAUUGCCAACGGCCUUGGGGCUAUGAGCAUUUCCCAUCUAUCAGAACACAGUUGGACUAUUAUUUUUUUAAUUAUAGAUAUUGAAGUUGAUGAUGGUGA
Sycon ciliatum is the source of this 3044-nucleotide messenger RNA. Its product is annotated as very long-chain specific acyl-CoA dehydrogenase, mitochondrial-like. Bases 183 to 2039 code for a protein of 618 amino acids. The transcript is spliced from 25 exons. The record is from RefSeq and is a predicted model, not a curated record. Gene Ontology annotation, molecular function: very-long-chain fatty acyl-CoA dehydrogenase activity; fatty-acyl-CoA binding; flavin adenine dinucleotide binding. NCBI's taxonomy places the organism in Eukaryota, Metazoa, Porifera, Calcarea, Leucosolenida, Sycettidae.